Molecule: messenger RNA, 486 nt
Organism: Melampsora larici-populina 98AG31
Lineage: Eukaryota; Fungi; Basidiomycota; Pucciniomycetes; Pucciniales; Melampsoraceae
Exons: 4
Coding region: 1-486 (161 amino acids)
Source: RefSeq, a predicted model, not a curated record
AUGGAAUCUCGGUCUAAGCUGGAAGUCUUGUAUCGAAACCCUCAAUACACUGAACAGUACCUUGUCGAACAAUGGAAUCGUCAAAGGGAAUGCCAGUUACAGGAACUUACAGUAGAUAACUCGGCAGCUUUGACCACAAAGCUAGAUAAGCUAGUUGGAUAUGAAGAACGACUCCGAGAAGCCGAGUACCCGAGUUCAACAAAAAAUGAAGAAGAUUACAAUAACCCAGAUCUAAUUGAAAAUCGCUGGAUGAUGCAAGUGGUUGGAUCACUAUCAGCGGAAGAAGAGAGGGCACUUCACAUUCAAUGGUCUGACCUGGUAAUAAGAGCACGACAGGUUUGGCAAACCGUUGCUCAAGCUCCAAUUCUUGAAGCAGAGCCUUUGGACGAUGCGGAGAUGGAGGAGGAGCAAAUUGUUGGUGAAGACAAUAAUUAUAUUGAUUUCAACAUUGAGGAUGAUUUGUAUGAUUUGGAAGAUUUGGAAUGA